Messenger RNA from Myotis myotis, 2931 nucleotides. It is a transcript of the gene GFAP, whose product is annotated as glial fibrillary acidic protein. Gene Ontology annotation, molecular function: structural constituent of cytoskeleton. The record is from RefSeq and is a predicted model, not a curated record. The transcript has 10 exons. Gene Ontology annotation, biological process: intermediate filament organization; regulation of chaperone-mediated autophagy. Gene Ontology annotation, cellular component: cell projection; intermediate filament; cytoplasm. Lineage: Eukaryota; Metazoa; Chordata; Mammalia; Chiroptera; Vespertilionidae. The coding region runs from base 29 to 1447 and encodes 472 amino acids.
UCCUAGGAGCCCGCAGAGCCAGGCCAGGAUGGAGAGGAGACGGGUCACCUCAGCUGCCCGCCGCGCCUAUGUUUCCUCCUCGGAGAUGGUGGUGGGGGGCCUGACUCCCAGCCACCGCUUGGUUCCAGGCACCCGCUUCUCCCUGGCUCGAAUGCCACCCCCACUCCCGGCCCGGGUAGACUUCUCCUUGGCCGGGGCACUCAACACCGGCUUCAAGGAGACACGGGCCAGUGAGCGGGCAGAGAUGAUGGAGCUCAAUGACCGCUUCGCCAGUUACAUCGAGAAGGUGCGCUUCCUGGAACAGCAGAACAAGGCACUGGCUGCGGAGCUGAACCAGCUGCGGGCCAAGGAGCCCACCAAGCUGGCCGACGUCUACCAGACUGAGCUGCGCGAGCUGCGCCUGCGGCUCGAUCACCUCACCGCCAACUGCGCCCGGCUCGAGGUCGAGAGGGACAAUCUGGCGCAGGACCUGGGCACCCUGAGGCAGAAGCUCCAGGAUGAAACCAACCUGAGGCUGGAGGCCGAGAACAACCUGGCUGCCUAUCGACAGGAGGCAGAUGAAGCCACCCUGGCCCGUCUGGAUCUGGAGAGGAAGAUUGAGUCUCUGGAGGAGGAAAUCCAGUUCUUGAGGAAGAUCCAUGAGGAGGAGGUGCGGGAGCUCCAGGGGCAGCUGGCCCGGCAGCAGGUCCAUGUGGAGCUGGAUGUGGCCAAGCCAGACCUCACAGCAGCCCUGAGAGAGAUCCGCACGCAGUAUGAGGCAGUGGCAUCCAGCAACAUGCACGAGGCAGAGGAGUGGUACCGGUCCAAGUUUGCGGACCUGACAGACGCCGCUGCCCGCAACGCGGAGCUGCUCCGCCGGGCCAAGCAUGAGGCCAACGACUACCGGCACCAGCUGCAGGUGUUGACCUGCGACCUGGAGUCCUUGCGCGGGACGAACCAGUCCCUGGAGAGGCAGAUGCGGGAGCAGGAGGAGCGUCACGCGCGGGAGGUAGCGAGUUACCAGGAGACCCUGGCCCGGCUGGAGGAGGAGGGGCAGACCCUCAAGGACGAGAUGGCCCGGCACCUGCAGGAGUACCAGGACCUGCUCAACAUCAAGCUGGCCCUGGACAUGGAGAUCGCCACCUACAGGAAGCUGCUGGAGGGCGAGGAGAACCGCAUCACCAUUCCUGUGCAGACCUUCUCCAACCUGCAGAUCCGAGGGGGCAAAAGCACCAAAGAAGGGGAAGGUCACAAGGUCACAAGACAUCUCAAAAGCCUCACAGUACAAGUUAUACCAAUUCAGGCUCACCAGAUUGUAAACGGAGCCCCGCCGGCUCUCGAAACCAGCCUGGACACCAAGUCCGUGUCGGAAGGCCAUCUCAAGAGAAACAUCGUGGUGAAGACUGUGGAGAUGCGGGAUGGAGAGGUCAUUAAGGAGUCCAAGCAGGAGCACAAGGACGUGAUGUGAGGCGGGAACCACCCGGAGGCCCCUGUCCCCUAUCGGGAGGGGCCUGCAGCAGUAAACAGGAUCGCUGCCCCUCCUCUGAUCGCUCAUUUCCCCAGACCUGAGUUCCCACCACCCCGUUGCAGCUGCUCCCCACGACGUCUCUAUGCCAGCUUUUGCCCUAGGCUCCAUCCGCAGUAGGCCCACCAGACAGCACCCACCUCACUCCCAGCAACUCCAUCUAAAAGGGCACUCACCCCAAAGGGGCAGCCUGGAGGGGCAUGGCCAGAAGCUUGGGUUAGAAUUGGGAGGGAAGAGAGAAGUUGGGGAGGGCCUAGAGACCUAAUAAAUCACUCUCCAUAGCCUAAUCCCUGUUGUCAUGGCAACCGUUGUCAGAGCUGGCGGUCUCUGGGCUAUCUGGGAAGUGGGCCUUGGAGUGUCCUCGGCUGCUGGAGGAAAACCGAGACUCUGAGACAGGAAGGGGAAGUUCCCACAGGCAUGGUAGCCCUGGCCAGCGGCUCAUUCUUAACCUAGACCGAGCCUGGCCGGUCUGAUAGUAGGCGGGGGUAUCCUACCACCUGGCGUCCCCAGCAGACAGAAUUCCUGGCCUGCCCAGAGGGAAUGAUGAUUCAAGUGUCUCAGCCUCACUGAGCUGCCAUGUGGGCAGUGGGAGCUUGAUUCUCAGCACUAGGGGGUCUUAGUCUACGUAGAGAGGGCAGUGGUGCUAGGAAGGAGUAGCGGGGGCUGCUUGGCCCCUAGGGGUCAGUUCAUGGAGGUCAAGCCCAGGAGGACAUCCCCCAUACAGGCUGGGGGAGGGAGGCAGGUAGAGUGGAGGAGGGAGGAGGAGGAUGCUAGGCAUCAGAGUUGGGGUUUGGGAUGACCAGCUAUACUUGGCCUCUGGGUCGUGGGAAUCAAAGAAGUGAUGCAUCCUCUUGAAGAUACUGAAAUAAGAGAAAAAGGGGCUGCCGUCCACAGGGGCAGGGCACCCUUUGUUCAGGUCUAAAGGCCCCUUCCUUGCUGCAGAAUCCCUGUCCACCCAAAGCCUCUGAGCCCCUGCAGCUGCUGCCUCCCAACCCAGCAGAUACCGCUGGGUGAAGCCAACGCCAUCCAUCUGCCUGUCUGUGCCCCAUAGUGACCUGAUGCUUUUCCCUAAACUACGGGCCCUGUGGUCCCCUCUUACUCAAAUGCAAGAUGCACCCAGUAGUCUAGGUAGCACUCUCUUUUAUAAUUCAGGAAAUGGAGGCACAAGCAGAGUGAAGACCCUGGUUUGGGUCCCUGCGGCCUGGAGAGGGAGCACACACGUCCACCCGGAGCAUCUACUCUGCUUUCCGCAGGAGGAUUGUGGGGAGCGUGGGAUUAUCUGUGCCCAGAAAUGAGGCUGAGAGGACCCACCCCAGGGGCCCCCUCUUCCCUCUAAGGCAGCGGUUCUCAACCUGUGGGUCGCGACCCGUUUGGCAGUCGAACGACCCUUUCACAGGGGUCGCCUAAGACCAUCCUGCAUAUCAGAU